GUUGGAGUGCGCAUCCCAGCAGGAAAAAAAUCAGAAAUGCCGAUGGACCAGGGCCGGAAAGGAUCGUCUUUGGCAGCUCUACGUAGCGAGGCAAAGGCAGCGCAUGAUCAGAUCAGUGAGUUCAUCAAGGACCUUGAACAAGCCCUGGUCCGUCAGAAGCAACUGCUCGAGCGCCUUGACCAGCACGAGAGCUCUCAGUCUGCGCCAAACACCGACGAAGGAUUGAAAAGGACUCAGGACCACUCAAGCGAAACUGGACAGAAAAAGACUGACCCUCCAAGCAAGGGUAGCACCGCUCGUGCACUGCACCACUAUCAUGCCAAGGAAAGUGACGAAAUAUCCUUAUCACCAGGAGAUACUGUCCAAAUUGUUAAUACGACGGACGAUGGCUGGUGUAUGGGAAUCUCGCCAAGUGGAGACUGUGGAAUGUUCCCAGUUAGCUGUCUAGAGGUCUCGAGUGAUACUUCUAAGGAUACUUCCACAAGCGGUACCAAAACAGCCAAGGCGCUCUAUGGCUACACUGCAGAUGAUGCUGACGAGCUGUCCUUCGAUGUUGGUGACAUCAUCACGAAUGUUGAAGACGUUGAUAAUGGCUGGGCAGCGGGUGACUGCAAUGGAAAAUAUGGCCUUUUUCCUACCAAUUUCGUUGAGCGUAUUUGAAUGUCUGGAUGACCACAUAGCAAUUCCAUUGACUAUCGGGUUUUUUACGGAUAUCAAAUUUGACCCGAUUUGCCUUGCGAGGAACAUCGAUCUCACUCCCCACAUUUCAAACUAUCGGUGCUGAGGUACCACCGGAACCAUGUGUGUUACUCUUAGACUGGUAUGGAUCAUCCACUGGAAUAAAAUUUCAGGCAAUAUCA
Sycon ciliatum is the source of this 860-nucleotide messenger RNA. Its product is annotated as SH3 domain-containing protein 19-like. The transcript has 5 exons. Gene Ontology annotation, cellular component: focal adhesion. The record is from RefSeq and is a predicted model, not a curated record. NCBI's taxonomy places the organism in Eukaryota, Metazoa, Porifera, Calcarea, Leucosolenida, Sycettidae. Bases 37 to 660 code for a protein of 207 amino acids. Gene Ontology annotation, molecular function: actin filament binding.